AUGGUAGUCAACUACGAGCAAGGGUACCAGUACGCCGAUUACCCACAGGUCUAUGAUGAUGCCUCUGGCAAGGAGGCAUUCCGGCCGCAACACGCCAGCGAGAUGUACCCCGAAGCCGUCACUGGCAACUCGUACUUGGGAGAUGGGGCCAAGCCCGGUAUGGCCGUGGGUGUGAUGGCAGGAGGGCCAACACCUCCUCCGCCAGGGUAUGCUGAGCUCGGCGAUGCGCACGCACGCGGCAACGAGUUAGGUUCGGUCCCAACUCCGGGUACGGCGACAAUCUGUGGGCUGAGGAGGAGAAACUUUUGGAUCGCCCUAGUGGUCGCGGCUGCCGUCGUGAUAGCCGCUGUCGUGGGAGGUGUCGUGGGAGGCGUCGUCUCCAAGAAGACUGGCAGCGACGGCAACACAGCAAGCGGCGGCCAGCCACAGCCAGUCCCCAAGCCCAGCGGAACCAACUCGUCAUUCCUAGCGGUACUGACAGGGACCAAGAUCGCGGCAUCGAACUGGACCGGGCCUGAGGGCUUUGGGCGGCGGGCGGUCUUCUUCCAGGACGAGCACAACUCGAUCGUCGCGCGGCUCUGGGACUCGCAGAAUGGUACCUGGCUCACGCACAACAUCUCCGACAUCCUCGCCAGCCGCAAGAUCGACGUCGCCAUCGCGCCCGCAAAGUCCCUCGCCUCGGCCGCCCUUGACUCCGUCAACGCCUUUGGCCCGCGUUUGUGGUACGUCGGCACCGACAACAUCGUCCGCCGUGUCGAGAGCGCCGAGCUCAACGUUGCCCAAAGCCCCGACAGCUGGACCGCAGACCUGCCCAACGGCAACUCGUUCAACCACACCAUCUGGCCAGACUCGCAGCUCGCCGCCGCCUGGCAGCGCUGCGCCCCCAACUGCGUCGGCGACUGGAUCCUCGCGUACCAGCGGAACACGGAUGGCGCGAUCAUGACCGCCAACAACAGUCAUUGGGAUAACCCGGACCAAGCCAUGGGCACUGGCUCGGUCAGCAAGUCGACUGCCCUGGCCAUUGUGCCGUGGUACCAGGUCGUGGCUAGAGGCAUGGGCCUCGUCUCGGAGAGCAUGGCCGGCACCGGGAGGGCCGACAUGCAGCUGUACUCCUUCAACACCAACACCGGAAAGUGGGCAGACACAGGCAAACCACUCCUCGAGUCAGUCAUCCCCUCCGCAUCGAGUGAGACCCAAUUCGCCGUCACAAAGUGGGACGGCUGGAGGCAGACCCUAUAUCUCUCCCUGACUAGCGACGGCAAGUUGAGCGCAAGCUGGUGGACGGGACCGCAGACGGCCAUCCAGGAAAUAACCAUGACGGGGUUCACGAGCGCCGGCACGAGCAGCGCCCCGCAGUUCACAGCCAUGACGCUGACGCUCGAUGCCAUGUUCUACGGCGUCACAGCCGACGGCUUGGUGCUAGAGUAUGCGGUCGACCAGGACGAUCCCAGGACGUUCAGGUAUGUCUCGACGAUAUGGCCGCCUGCGUAA
Messenger RNA from Microdochium trichocladiopsis, 1491 nucleotides. RefSeq lists its product as uncharacterized. Lineage: Eukaryota; Fungi; Ascomycota; Sordariomycetes; Xylariales; Microdochiaceae. The record is from RefSeq and is a predicted model, not a curated record. The coding region runs from base 1 to 1491 and encodes 496 amino acids. The transcript has 2 exons.